This is a messenger RNA of Phytophthora megakarya, 618 nucleotides long. Lineage: Eukaryota; Oomycota; Peronosporomycetes; Peronosporales; Peronosporaceae. The record is from the annotation of a GenBank genome assembly.
AUGCUCAAGAACCAACUGGCGUAUCUCCCCGACCUCAGCGAUCUCCGGCCUGAGGCCAACAUCGACGAUGCGAUCGUCGGUGAGCCCGGGGAGUCGGACCCCGAAGAGGAGGAGCGGCUCCGGGCCGUCCUCCGGAAGCAUCGUAUGAUUUUCUUGGGAGAGGGGAAUGCACUUCCUCCCCCCGCCCUGGGCGUGGUGUGCGACUUGGACAUCGGGGACGAAAAACCCACUUCCAUGCGAUCCCGGCGGAUCCCCGCCGACUUAUUGUCCAAGGUGUACGAGUUGCUCAAGCGCCUCCUGGAAACGGGCCUGAUCGAAUAUUCCAACUCGGAAUGGGCGUCGGCCAUCGUCCUCGUGAUGAAGAAGAACGGUACCGAUGUCCGCCUGUGCAUCGACUACCGGUUGGUGAAUCAGCUCAUUAAGCUGAUGAACUACCCCCUACCCCUGAUCGACGAACUCAUGAGCAAUUUCGCCGCCACCAUGUGGUUCAUGACCCUGGACAUGGCCAGCGGUUUUUGGGCGGUCCCGAUGACGGCCCGGGCCCAGCUGAUCUCCGCGUUCAUCUGCCCGCUCGGACACUUCCAGUGGAAGCGCAUGCCGUUUGGACUCAAGAAUGCU